This is a messenger RNA of Solanum dulcamara, 2944 nucleotides long. Its product is annotated as G-type lectin S-receptor-like serine/threonine-protein kinase At5g24080. The coding region runs from base 149 to 2743 and encodes 864 amino acids. The record is from RefSeq and is a predicted model, not a curated record. Gene Ontology annotation, molecular function: protein serine/threonine kinase activity; ATP binding. The transcript has 5 exons. Gene Ontology annotation, biological process: protein phosphorylation; recognition of pollen. NCBI's taxonomy places the organism in Eukaryota, Viridiplantae, Streptophyta, Magnoliopsida, Solanales, Solanaceae.
ACACUUGUUCUGAAUUGUAAUCUCCUCUUUACUUCAAAAUGUUGAAAAUCUUCAUAAAAUUUUCUUCUUUAAUAAAGACCCCAAAGACUAUUAUUAAAUUACCAAGUUGAUUUUCUUGAAACAUAAUCCCAUUUCCAAUUUUGCACAUAUGGCUCCCUGUUUCCUUUCCUCUGCUUUGGCUUUGCUAUUACUGUUUGUAGCAGAGCUUCAUGGCUCUAUAGUGUCUGGUCGUGUUAUUUUGGGUUCAAGAUUGUUAGCUAAAGAGAACCAAGCAUGGUUUUCUGACAAUGGAACUUUUGCUUUUGGUUUCUCCCCAGCAGUGGACUCUAAUGAUCAAUAUCAGUUGGCAAUUUGGUUUGCACAAUUACCAGGAGACACAACAUUUGUUUGGUCUCCUAAUAUAAAUUCCCCAGUCAGCAAAGAUGCAAUCUUGGAGUUUGACACCACAGGAAAUCUCUUGUUGAUGGAUGGAGACACCACAGUGUGGGCAUCAAACACCUCUCAAGCAGGCGUUGAGUUGGCUGUCAUGUCUGAAAAUGGCAACUUCAUUCUCUACAGCAACAACCUAAGUAUUGCAUGGCAAAGCUUUUCACAUCCAUCUGAUACUCUCUUGACUGGUCAAUCCUUAACAGUGUCACUAGAAUUAACAUCAUCAAAAUCACCUUCUCAUGGUGGUUACUACACGUUAAAAAUGUUGCAGCAGCCUACUUCACUAAGCCUUGCAUUGACCUAUAAUAUCCCCAACUCCUAUGAUUCGUCGCCUGAAUUUUACAGCAAUUUUUCUUAUUGGUCAGGACCUGAAAUAUCAAAUGUGACUGGAGAUGUUACUGCAGUAUUGGAUACAGCAGGAAGCUUUGGUAUAGUUUAUGGUUCAUCUUCAGAUGGAUCAGUUUAUGUAUAUAAAAAUGAUGGAGAUUAUGGAGGACUAUCAUCGGUUGUAAAUCAAACGAAUUCCAAUGUUCCAUCUAUUCUUCGUCGAUUAACCCUCGAGGUUAAUGGAAAUUUACGUUUGUGUCGAUGGGAUAAUGAUGUGAAUGGAUCAAGGCAAUGGGUUCCAGAGUGGGCUGCUGUGUCUAAUCCAUGUGAUAUUUCUGGAGUUUGUGGCAAUGGGAUAUGUAAUUUAGACAGAAGCAAAACAAAUGCUUCUUGCACAUGUUUGCCAGGGACUUCUAAGGUGGGAAAUGCUGUCUCAUGUACAGGAAAUCCUUCAGUGUCGAGGAAAUGUGGACCUCAGCAUGAAAAUUUGAUGUCCCAGUUCAAGAUUUCUACAGUUCAGAAAACUAAUUAUUAUUUCUCAGAAUCAUCUGUCAUAGGAAAUUAUAGUGAUAGAGGGUCACUAUCCAAAUGUGGUGAUGCUUGCUUAUCAAACUGUGAUUGUGUUGCUUCUGUUUAUGGCCUUAGUGAGGAAAAGGCUUAUUGUUGGUUAAUCAGGAGCUUGGAAUUUGGUGGAUUUGAGGAUCCUGUUUCGACCUUAUUUGUGAAGGUUGAGGCCAAUGCCUCAGUAUCUGGAGCAAGUGGUAACAGAAAACGUGGGAAUUCAUCAGAUGGGUUGGAGAGUGGGCACGAUAAGGUUUUGAUACUUCCUAUAGUCCUGAGUAUGACUGUUCUCAUUUUGCUUCUCUGUUGCUUAUUGUAUAUCAAUAUCCAUAGGAGAAGAUCUAUUAAAAGGGCACUUGAGGGCUCUUUGCUGCUGUCAGGAGCUCCAAUUAGUUUCAGCUAUCGCGACCUGCAAUGUUGGACUAACAAUUUUUCCGAGUUGCUUGGAACAGGUGGAUUUGGCAGUGUGUACAAGGGAAGCUUAAGGGAUGCAACAUUGAUUGCAGUAAAGAAACUUGAUAAAGUUUCACCUCAUGGGGAGAAGGAAUUUAUAACUGAGGUCAAAACCAUUGGCUCUAUGCAUCAUCUGAACUUGGUUCGUCUAUGCGGAUACUGUUCUGAGGGAACCCAACGGCUACUAGUUUACGAGUACAUGAAAAAUGGUUCAUUAGACAAGUGGAUAUUUUAUUCAUUUAGUACAAGAAAUAGACUACUGGAUUGGGCGUCACGUUUUCGCAUAGCAGUUGGCACUGCACAAGGGAUAGCCUAUUUUCAUGAGCAAUGUAGGAACAGAAUAAUACAUUGUGACAUCAAGCCAGAAAACAUACUUCUGGAUGAGAAUUUCUGCCCUAAAGUAUCUGAUUUUGGACUAGCUAAGUUAAUGGGAAGAGAGCACUCUCAUGUUGUCACAAUGAUCCGAGGAACAAGAGGUUAUUUAGCCCCCGAGUGGGUCAGCAAUCGACCUAUCACUGUUAAAGCUGAUGUUUACAGCUAUGGCAUGCUUCUUCUAGAGAUCAUUGGUGGUCGGAGAAAUCUUGAUAUGACUUGUGAUGCAGACGACUUCUUUUAUCCUGGAUGGGCUUACAAGGAGAUGACUAGUGGAACACCCGUAAAAGUUGUAGAUAGGCGACUUAGAGGAGCAAUAGAAGAAAAGGAGGUAAUGAGAGCACUGAUGGUCGCCUUCUGGUGUAUUCAGGAUGAAGUGUCAAACAGGCCUUCCAUGGGGGAAGUGGUGAAGAUGUUGGAAGGAUCAGUUGACAUGAAUAUGCCACCAAUGCCACAGACAGUUUUGGAGUUAAUAGAGGAAGGCUUGGAUCAAGUAUACAAGGCAAUGAAGAGGGAACUCAAUCAGUACAGUUCCUUCUCUAUUGCUACUCAUCCAUCAUCUUAUGCUACAUGCAGUCACUCCACUAUGUCACCUAGAUAGUUGAAGCCUGAAGGUGACAUCGAACACAGUUUUUCCUAGGAUUACACAAUCGUAUCAUCAUUGAUUAUUCAUUCCCCUUCUCCCAAUAGAAGUCUGCCAAAAAAGAAAGAAAGGAACACAACCACUUUUAUAUCAUGUGUUGCUACAACACCAUACACAUUGCAAGACCUCUUGUCUUGUUAUAUUGUUAAUUUCACUCAA